AUGUCCGGGGCAGAUCCUGGUCCCAGCAGGAGUGGACUGGCGAACCUGGCCUCGCCGACAUCACAGCACAGCUACAUCGACACUGCAACACCCCAGGUCACCAAUCGGAUCAAUCUUGUCACCUAUGGUCAAUCCACCAUCAAAGCGCUCAUCGACCCCAGUCUACCCGUGCAGGAUGUCAUUCGACAACUAUGUGCCAAUGCUCAUCUCGGCGUACAAGAACCACCCGCCCUGUUUGCUCUCAGAGACGACGACAAUGACGAGCUUGUCGACGAUGCCAACAUGGCCAAAAAGAUUGAAGUCGGCGCCAAUUUCAAGCUGUGCUCAUCUCCAACAAUCGAGGCGGUCGAGAUGGUCGACAAGCUCGGCUCUCACGACGACAGAACGCUCAAGAUGGCGACUUACACGCUCCAGAGGCUCAUCCGUGAGACACCUUUCACGGACGAGUUCAUCACGCGCGGAGGCGUCAAAGAGCUCCUGAACGUCAUCCGCGGCCAUUCGUCCGGCAACACCCUAGCGUACGCACUCACCAGCUGUCAGAACCUCAUGGAAGGCUUCGAGUAUGGAUGGGAGAUUAUCGACGCCGCGUUCGUAGCAAAGGUCGUGUCUCUGCUAGUUAGUCAAGAGCGCAUCAAUGUUUGCCGACCUGCCACCGCGAUCCUGAAAAAGCUCGUCGUCUCCGGUCCGCAAGAUUCGCCAAAGACAGGCAGAGUCGUCACUGACGGUCACGGGGCUGCCACCACAUCGGCACCGGCAGUGUAUCGCUACGGCUUCGAAUUCGUCUACAACGAAUUUCAGCGCGAGCGCCUCUUCCUUCAGACGCUCGUCAAUCGCAUCGGAAGCUCGGACACCACGCUCAAACUCUACAGCCUCAGUCUCAUUAACAGCCUGUUGCGCAAUGUUUCGGACGACCUGUUUGAAAGCUUCACCUCGGAGCUCGAAAAGCUCAAUGCGUCCAAAGCUGUGGCGUGGCUCAUGGACUCGAGCCGAGGAGACGAGCUCAACUCGUCCAUACUCGAGUACCAGAGCAACGUCGUCAGAGCAGCUCAUCGCCGCAUGCGCACCGUCGUGACCCCCACCGACAAGCGUCACGUCCAUGCCCUGUCGUACAUCUGGCUUCAAGCCAGGAUCAGCGACGUCGUUGUUGCCAAUCCAGCCGCGCACCAGAACGAGGCUUUCAGCGGCGAGCACAGACAAUCGAUUGGAGCAACGACCAGAUACAAAUGGCGGCGCAUCGGUUUCGCCUCCGAAUCGGCCGCGAAGCAGUUUGGCCGCACCGGUUGGCUCGGCCUUUCUUGUCUCGAGGCGUUUGUUCGUUCCGAUCCAGAUGCAUACGCCAAGAUGAUUCAAGAGCAGCUUAACCGUCCCGAAGAGCGACGUUGCAUGUUUGCGCAGGCCUCGAUCGAGGUGACUUCCAUCCUUGCUGACCAUUGGAACAUUGAAUCGGGGUCGUUCACCAACUCAACAACAUAUCUGCCUUUCUUGCUCUCGUUCGACAAAGUCCACCAUCUGGUUCUGCGCUUCUUUUUGCGCAUGUGGAAUGAGUCUGGUGCGGCUGCAACCGACUUCCCACGCGUAUCGGCGCUGGUGCGAAGCCAAGUCAGUGAGGUGUUGGGCAAGCAGGAGGAGACGAGCCGAACCUGGCUCGAACUCGAAAGCGCCUUUCUGCACUCCGAAUAUCGCACUGUGCGCGAUAGGCAGAUGAAGGAGCUCGAGGUGGACCAAGACUACAACUCGAAAGCAUCCAUCCGCAAUCUGCGCGGCAGGAUCUAUCGCGAGAGCUACGAAUUUGUGCGACAACAGCGCAUCCAUUGCUUGCUCGAAGGUGCGUGGUUUCGCAACGUGUCCGGUUCCUCUGGCGGUGUUCUUGCGAGCGGAGGCAGGCAGCGGAGAGAAUCGACAAGCACCGUCGAUACAGCUGUGCCUGCGGCUGUGGGUCGCGAUGCAGCUGGCAAAGGUGCUUCUGCAGUAUACAAGCCAUGGCGAUUCUACCGGCUGGCGCCGAACAAGAAGUUGCUUUACUACUGCGACUCGUCGGAGCGCUUCCCGAUUCGAGGCGGAUUGGAUGAUCUGCCGGAACGGAUCGACCUAAGCCUGGUCACCGAGCUUUCGCACCACAGCAGCGCUGGCGAGACCGGCGGAAAGUCGCAUGGAAGCGAUCUGGUCAUCAGCUUGCUGCAGUCGCCCGACAAAAGCCUAGCCGAGAUGCAAGCGCUCAAUCCAAGCCAAUUCUCGGAGUGGACCGACGGACUGAACAUGCUGCGUGGCGAAGACGGCGUGGUCAGCACGCGCGAGACGGCCAAUCUGAUCGAGACGCUGACCGAGAUCGGUAUCAAGGUCAAGCUGCUCGACUUGACAGGCGAACAGAUCGAGCUGCCCACUAGCGUUCAGCCGCCGCCGCUGCCAUCGACCACCGAUUUCUUCUUUGCCGAGUUGUAG
Molecule: messenger RNA, 2439 nt
Organism: Pseudozyma hubeiensis SY62
Lineage: Eukaryota; Fungi; Basidiomycota; Ustilaginomycetes; Ustilaginales; Ustilaginaceae
Exons: 1
Coding region: 1-2439 (812 amino acids)
Biological process (GO): cell motility; actin filament organization
Cellular component (GO): plasma membrane
Source: RefSeq, a predicted model, not a curated record